ACUGCCUUUCCAGGCUCCCCUCAGUCGCUGGGCAUCCUCCGAGGAUGCAGUAAGGAGGGAAGCACAGGCUGCAGGGAGCGCAGCCUCAGGCCCGCCGGGAACACGGGUCAAGCUUUCACCCCCAUGGCAAACACCGUCCCUGCUCCUUCCCUCUCCCCCGUUCCCACACCCAGUACAGUCGGCCACCCCGCUGCUGGGAGACUUGCCUGUAGCUCCUCCAGGGUGGCGCUGAGCCACACUGAUUCGAUCCCCCAGAUAUGGAGGGGUUCGGCCCCCAUUUAGCCUGGAGCGAGAGGCACUAACAACGGUGCUGGGCUGCUGGGGCAGCUCCCAAGCACUGCCCCAUGCACAGCACUAGUCUGGCUCUAAGGACAGAUGCUUUUAGCACCUGCAAGUCACCAGGUCCCACAUUUACCUCCAGAGGAAUACUGUCAUGUGAACUGGGUUUUAAACCAAAGAUACUGGGUUUUAAACUGGAGUUGCGAUCCCAGCUCAAAUCUCAACGCUUCACACCAAGCACCAACCUUCCUGUUUCCAAGAUGGUGCAUUUGGCAGGGCGAACAAAUCCCUCUCUUCUCGGAGCCCCUCCAGCCACCCACUCCCUCGGAGGAAGGAGGGCAGAGUCUGCCAGGGCCCAUCGGGAGGUGGUGGGCAGCCCUGCUUCGGCUUUCCUCUCCCUCACCACUCCUGGUGUUUGCAGGCCUCCAAGCCCAAACACCUCUUCCUGAGGAGAGCCGACGGGAAGGAAGCACUCUCACUGUCCUGUGUCCUUACACAAUACAGACUGGCUCCCCUUCACAGAAAGUCUGGUGCCGGCUGAGGAAUAGAUUAUGUGAACCUUUAGUAGAGACAACUUACUCAAUGUUUUAUGAGUACCAAAACCAGGCCACAGAGGGCACAGUUACAAUAGAGGAUGACAUCGAACGUGGGACCAUUUCCAUCACCAUGAGAAACCUCCAGGUACAGGACUCAGGCAAAUACUCCUGUGGUUCCCAUCUUAACACCGACAAAUUCUUCCCACUAAAGACAAUCUCACUGAAUGUUUUCAAGGAGUUCCACAGUCAGGAGUUGGACACGCUCUCUGUGCAGUGCCCAUACAGCGCCCAGACGUACAGCACAACAACAAAAGCCUGGUGCCGAAGGGAAGGUCACACUUUGUGCAAAACCAUGGUCAGCACAAAUUACCCAUCCACACGGCAUUACAGCAAAGCCCAGCAAAACAGAACCUCGAUCCAGGACGACACCUGGGACAAGACUGUCACCAUCACCAUGCAGAAGCUGCAGGAACAGGACACUGGCGUGUACUGGUGUACACGCAACACAUACACAGGUCCCAUCCGAAUAAUGGAGGUCAGGCUCACCGUGUCCAAGAGGACUCAACAAUACACAGCCAGGGAGUCAGACAUGCUCCAUGUCCAGUGUCUGUACAGCUCCCCAGACUACAGGGCUGUGACGAAAGCCUGGUGCAAAGUGGGAGCUGGGAAAGAAUGUGCUGUCCUGGUCCGUACAGAUCAGCAGCCCUCAGAGCAUCACAGAACAGCUCAGCCAGGCACAACCACGAUCCAGGAUGACAGCCGGAGGGGGAUUAUCACCGUCACCAUGGAGAAGCUGCAGGCACAGGACUCUGGCGUGUACUGGUGUGCGCUUUACGAACACCCACAACUCUUCCGAAUAGUGGAGGUUACACUCGAUAUUUCUAAUGGUUCAGAUGAAACAACUUUGUCAGUUACUGCAAACACGAGUCAAACAACCCCUUCUGUCAACAAUGCCAGUUUUACAACCACUGCACCACCAAAACGCUCCAGUGUAAAUAUCUUCAUCCUCCUCUCUGUGUUCCUGGGCAUCCUGCUCAUCCUGGCACUUACCAGCGUGAUAACACUGUGCAUCAAGAAGCACAGGCAGCCGAGACAAGGUAACAGACAAGCAGAAGACAUCUAUGACAAACCAGAGGACACAGCACAGUUUCAGAGCACUGAAAGAAUGGAAAGUCCUGAGAACGACAGCAAAGACCUAAAAUACGUUACCCUGAACUUUAUAACCCAGCUCAGCCCUGAGGAACCUCUCUAUGCUAAUGUUGGACAAAGUCAGGCUGCCGAGAAACCCAAAGCUGAAACUGUGGAAUAUGCUAACAUUGCACUGAAGCAAUUACCAGCGAACAACAAAGGAUGAUGCACAGGACACAAACAAUCCAGAAAUGGGAGAAAAUAAAUGGAACACAGAGAGGGAAUGGGGAGUAGAAGGCAUCUGCAAGGACAUGGGGAAAAGAGCUGAGGUUUUGCUACCAUGUAUACCCUGCAUAUACAUUUUAAGGCCUCCCUCCUAUGGGAGGCCUGUAGCAAAUUUUGUCACUGCUGUGCAGAUUCUUUCAGGUCAGAGAGAAGUGCUGGGUAUCCCUGAGUGUGCUGAGGAUCCCUUGCACAUCAAUUUUCUUGUAUUCUAUUAAAACGCAGAUUCUUUUGGAGAGGCAGGUAUGGAGGAGUGACCUUUUUAAAAAGAGCAGUACUUGCUUGGCCAAGGAUGGGUCUGGUAUGUCAACUAUGUUCACUGGUAGAAGCCCUGUCCUGCUCCUAAGGGUUCAACAACUAUGGCCGAGAAAACCCAUCCCAAUGCUGCUGUGACUGGGUUCAUUUGCCACAUAACGGGUCGGGGAGGGUAUCA
Messenger RNA from Struthio camelus australis, 2658 nucleotides. NCBI's taxonomy places the organism in Eukaryota, Metazoa, Chordata, Aves, Struthioniformes, Struthionidae. The record is from RefSeq and is a predicted model, not a curated record.